AUGAUUGAAAAAAUAAUGAAAUUAACACAACGUUUGCUAUGUCUACCCUUUAAACCACAAAGGGUUUUAGGAAUAACUAAAGUAACACGUUGGGAUAUCAUAAGAUCGAAAUAUCCCGAUUUAGAUGAAAUGAGACUUAAUGAUAAAUUUUUUACAUUGAAAUCGGAAAUAUCUUUGGAUACUUUAAAAAAAGAACACAAAAUGAAAACUGAUUGUGAAAAUCAAUUGAACGAAAUAACGAAGAAAAUUGGAUGUAACUUUAGAAUGAUCAAAAGCGUAGACAAUGCUAACGAAGACGUUGAAUGGGCUGAUCUGGUGAUUUCAAUCGGUGGAGAUGGUGCUUUUUUAUUAGCAUCAAGAUUGAUUAAAAAUAAUAAAAAAGCAAUAAUUGGUAUUAAUCCAAAAACCGUUAUCAAUGAACGAAAAUAUCAUUUAUUGAUGAGAAGUCGAAUAAGAACCACAAUGUAUGGGAAAAAUAUUAAUGACGAACCUUAUCAAUUAGAUGAAAAAACUCGUUCGUUAAAAGAUUUAAUGAAAGUUAACUACGAUGAACAGAAUUGCGAGAACGUCAUAGAAAGUAACGAAAGAAAUAUCACAGAUUUUCUUCAGAAAUCUAAUCGAAGGGUUUUACCGUGGUUGGCGUUAAACGAGGUAUACAUGGGUGAAUUUUUAUCAACUGGUACACUAACAUUGACCAUUCAAGUUGACGAUCAAGACGUUUAUAAACUACAAAGUUCUGGAAUGUGUGUAUGCACUGGUUCAGGUUCUAGAAGUUGGUAUCGUUCUAUGAAUCUUCAAGCACCUGAAACUGUUAAAAGAUUGGUCAAAAUUGCAAUGGGAAAGGAUAUCGAUGAGGAUGAAGCUUUGAAUGUAAUUGAAUCUUAUCAUCGUAGUCUUCCAUUUGAUCCAGAAGAUGACAGAAUGUCUUACAUGAUUCGUGAAUUGUAUAGAGCAAGUAAAUGGCCUAAACCAAAAUCUUCCCCCGAAAGAAGAAUGUGUCGAAAGGUCAAGGUCAUGUCUCAUGGUUUCGAUGCUGGUUUAGUUAUUGAUGGAGGUGUUACUUUACCAUUUAAUGACGGUAUUACUGCUGUAUUCGAAAUUCAUUCUGAGGAUGGUCUUAAAAAUUUAAUCAUCCAAUAA
Molecule: messenger RNA, 1140 nt
Organism: Polistes dominula (European paper wasp)
Lineage: Eukaryota; Metazoa; Arthropoda; Insecta; Hymenoptera; Vespidae
Product: NAD kinase 2, mitochondrial
Biological process (GO): NADP+ biosynthetic process; NAD+ metabolic process
Cellular component (GO): mitochondrion
Molecular function (GO): NAD+ kinase activity
Source: RefSeq, a predicted model, not a curated record